Messenger RNA from Opisthorchis viverrini, 2769 nucleotides. RefSeq lists its product as hypothetical. Bases 379 to 2769 code for a protein of 796 amino acids. The transcript is spliced from 2 exons. The record is from RefSeq and is a predicted model, not a curated record. NCBI's taxonomy places the organism in Eukaryota, Metazoa, Platyhelminthes, Trematoda, Opisthorchiida, Opisthorchiidae.
UCAAUACAGAAUACCAGGAAAUUGAAGCUAAUCACGAGGAAGUCAUACAUAACAACAGAGUUUUGCGUGCACCAUGAUAACUUCAUCCACACAUUAUGUAUAGCAUGCAUUUUGUUUUGGCACAACCAACAUAAAAACGACAGUGUGAUAAAAGGCGGAACAUUUGCCACACUCUGUAUUUCGUGGAUCGUAAUCACAAUGUUGAGUGACUGUCUACAGCAGCAUUCUGGUCGACAAUCAAAUUCAACGACUUGAAUAAUUUCGAACGCAACCAAACCCAUUUGUUUGCCUUAGAAUCAACGUAAAACACUCCAUCAAGGACUGCUCGUAGUGGAAAGGUCAUUUCACCCCAGAUUACCAUAAAAUGUAGGCAAACAUAUGGAAGACUUCGACAUGUACGACUCUUUCUACGGCACACAUAUAUUUGGUGGGCGUUACCAUGAUGAACUUCGACCAAGUUCGCUAACCCGUGUGCCUAAUCUUCGAAUGAACCUGUCAAAUAUCGAUCCACUGGUUCACCAGAGGAGUUCGAGCAGUCUGUCCGGACGUAUUGCAAAGGUCGACAGUUCAAGAGGUGUUCAAGAAUCUCACCAUUCGCUGAGUCAUUCACAAUACCGUCCACUACACAAGACGCUUGCGAGUUCUCAUGGUCGAGAGACAAUUUUCUCACCUCCACCGCUACCCACAAGAAGGUAUGCAAGGAUAAAACCUGACGAGACAUUUAAGAAAACGCAAUACACCUCAGAAACUGAAAUGCGAUUGCAGGACAUAAAAUUUCCUAGAAAUAUAGAUUACCCUACCUGGACCAACGUGUACUAUCCCGACCUACAUAUGACUGAUAAAAGAGAAACGACCCAUAAGAAAUACAAAGCACAUCAAGCAUUCAGAGGCCGGUCAGAUGAAAUGAGAUUUAAACGGGAUGAUGAUAUGUUUGGUCUAGCAGACACCGGCCACCAGUCUGCGGAAGAAGAUUCCACUGGUCAGUACCGAACAGUACUCUACGUAGUACCCACCUCUCCAAAGUCACAAAGUCCGUCUCAUUUGAUGCCUUCAAGCCCCGAACUCACGAAGACAAAGUUACCGAAUUUUUCUCGUCCAAGAGCCUUUAACAAAAACGGAAAUAGGUAUAUCGACUUUGACUCUAGUGAGGUUCCAGUAAAACCAAAAUCCACAAAGGAGUGGCACAAAUCGGACAACAGCGGUUCUUCUACAGACGGUGGCUCUUUUGUGGAUGAUGGCUUCUCCUCAGAUCAGAACAUACCCUAUGAACCUCCCAAGUCGAAGAUUAUCUUCCAGGGACCUGGUCGCUACUUGGAAACAAAGGUCUACUGUAAGACAAUACCGACGCCACAAUCGAUGGAAGUUGCAAAAAAAAUCAAUGGGCUACAUAAUGCGAGCAGCACUCCAGAUAACCCAGUAUCACCAUUACAUAAUCCUCUGAGGGUUAUCAGAAAUGAUUAUAAUCAGGUUGUUGUGGACAUAAAACCCCGGCACUUGAAUGAAGCAGAUAAGCAACAACAUGUGAGUCAGUGGAUACAAGUCGGAACUCUUGGCGAUACGGUGCAGUCAAAAAUGGAUAGAAACGAAGCAGUCGCCGACGAAACUGACAAAUUAGAUCUCAUUUACGUGGAAGAUGGUGCUGAUGACGUGGAUGUGAAUGGUCCGCAUGAUGGAAAUAAAUUUGUAAACAAAACUUCUAACAGCUGUACAUUGAACGUUGAAAUGAGCCCAAAUCGCCAAAAAUCAGACUGGUUUGCAUGUCCACCCAUAGACACAACAAGUAAGCCUAAGAUAGAUAUGACACCAUUAAGUCCGCAAGCGCAGAGCACAUCCGAACAUGCGCGAACUAACCCGCUGGAUAACAACAGGGUUAUAAAAGUAUGCCGAUCUUCCAAUAAACAAUCAACUGAGUUGUCUUCUCUCGUAAACGAAGAGAAAACCGAUAUUUCAGGUCCGCGUACACAAGAAAAUCAUCAUCUAUCGUUUAAAAGGACUUUUUCGCCGAUAUCCGACAAUAGUACACCUGUGAAUAUCGAAUCUCCCAGAGUUAUUGCACUUACGUAUGGACGAACUGACGUUACCCGUGAAAACGAGUCGAUCACCUGUCAGAACAAUAAAAUAAAACCAGAAGUAGCUCCUAAACCAUUGCCAGAUCAAAAACUCAGAGCUGUCUUAGAAAAACAGACGGAAGCAUCCACGUUUCCUGAGCUGCAACAGGCGACCAACAGAACCACCGGUCGGUACCCCAACCAUUCAUCUCAAGUUGAGUACAUGCCCGGAGCAAACCCUAACACACUAGCCUCAAAACCUAUCCAGGAAAAACUAAAAGAUGAUAAGUCCGAAGCAGUCAGAAUGGAGGAUACUCCGACCCAGAAAGUUCGUAAUUUGGCUGCAUAUUUCACAAACAUUAUCAAUAAGAAUAAAAGUGAAUCCGAGUUCAACAGCUUACGACGAAUGCGUGUGCGUGACUCACUACAUAAUGAUGCCACAAAUGAAACUGACAUUCCUACAUGCAGUUCACCAUUUUUCCGAAAUGAAACACCUGAGGAUAGAGAGCGUCGCUUGCGAGCUGUGGACGCCCUUAGACAUCGUACACUACCACAGCGAACUGUUGACUACACACGGUCCGGGUCAGUUAACAAUACAAAAUCUUUUUUUGACAGUGCUUGCGAGGAUUACUACCCUUACGUUAGACCUUCCUCCGCCCCACGUCCUCGACCAAGAUGUAUCACCACAAACAUUACCAGGAGUUCAGCUAACCUUAAUUAA